Eremothecium cymbalariae DBVPG#7215 is the source of this 870-nucleotide messenger RNA. RefSeq lists its product as uncharacterized. The transcript has a single exon. The record is from RefSeq and is a predicted model, not a curated record. Bases 1 to 870 code for a protein of 289 amino acids. Lineage: Eukaryota; Fungi; Ascomycota; Saccharomycetes; Saccharomycetales; Saccharomycetaceae.
AUGGGUGGGAUGAAUAGGAAGGUUUUGGAGAUUGUUUCCAGGCUGCCGCUACAUGCUCAUACGAAGAAGGUUAUUGCAGAUAAUGUAGGUUCGGUUGGAAAAGGUGAGUUUAAAAGGGUUGAUGUAAUUGAACCUAUAAAUAGGUAUUUGCUGAGCGGGGAGGUGUCUUACUUGAGAAGGGUAAUAUUUGAUGUUUAUUUUCGUAUAUUAAACCCCAAAGCUGAGCAUGUCAGACAAUUUGAGCGUUAUUUGAAGGAGUUGCAAUUGUUCUGGCCGUAUGAGAGGCAUAGUUGUUUGCUUUCUGGUGAGCGGCCAUACAAGGAUUCGGCUAGGUAUUUAUGGAGCAGGAACAAUGCCAAGGUACUGGACAUCAUGAGGUAUGACAGGCACUUGUGGUUACGAGAUCGCGAACCCAAGUUUUCGUUGGAUUCCAUCUUUGGCGAGCCAUUCACGCAGCAGUUGCAGUAUUUGCGGCAUGAGAAGGACAAGAAUACAUUGGGUGAGACGGAACGAAUCGCACUUUUGAAGCUUAUAUUCUCGCACUACCUAUUUGUUAAAAGCAGACCCACUCUUUGUGGCCACAAAAACCUACCUAUACCAAUUGUAGAGGUAGGCAUGAGCCCUUUGGGAGAGGAUAUGCCAGAUGUACGUAUAGACAAUCUUUUCAGGAAGCGAUCCAAGGCUACUUUAAAAACACUGCUUCACGAUUUUCCUCCUCUAUCUAGGGAAGUAGAGUCGUUAUUACACUCUAUAAUUAAAGAGUGUGACAGAAGUAUGGGGAGGCUAUAUAAAUGGUCCUGCAACGGCGCGUAUACAAUGGACCCGAAGACAAAUCAAUUCGAGGUAAGUUCCCUGUGCAGGAUGUUAUGA